This is a messenger RNA of Lodderomyces jiufengensis, 1332 nucleotides long. It is a transcript of the gene CDC3, whose product is annotated as septin. The record is from RefSeq and is a predicted model, not a curated record. Gene Ontology annotation, cellular component: septin ring; cell division site; cytosol. The transcript has 2 exons. NCBI's taxonomy places the organism in Eukaryota, Fungi, Ascomycota, Pichiomycetes, Serinales, Debaryomycetaceae. Gene Ontology annotation, biological process: cytoskeleton-dependent cytokinesis. Bases 1 to 1332 code for a protein of 443 amino acids. Gene Ontology annotation, molecular function: GTP binding; molecular adaptor activity; GTPase activity.
AUGACUUCAAUAAUGGAUCAUCAUUCACCAACGAAGUCUUCACCACAUCCAGACAAUGCUAAGAUAAUUAAAAAAGUUUUAAAUGGUUAUGUUGGAUUUGCAAAUUUACCAAAACAAUGGCAUAGAAAAUCAGUAAGAAGAGGGUUUAAUUUAAAUAUAAUGGCAAUUGGAGAAAGUGGAUUAGGUAAAUCAACUUUAAUAAAUACUUUGUUUAAUCAAGACAUUAUGAAAACUAAAGAGAAUAUAUUUAAUGGAGGAUUGAAAGAAGAAUCAGAACCAGAAGAACAAGAACAAGUUAAUGGAUAUGAUUCAAAUGUUAAAAUUAAAACUACACAAGCUGAAAUUGAAGAAGAUGGAGUCAAAUUAAAAGUUAGUGUUAUAACUGCACCAGGAUUUGGAGAAGCUAUAAAUAAUGUUGAUUCAUGGAAACCAAUUGUUGAUGAAAUAAAUAGUAGAUUUGAUUCAUAUUUAGAAGCAGAGUCAAGAAUUAAUAGAUCAACUAUUCAAGACGAUAGAAUUCAUGCAUUUUUAUAUUUUAUUGAACCAACUGGUCAUUCAUUAAGAAGUUUGGACAUUGAAAUUAUGAAACAAGUUCAUGAAAAGGUUAAUUUAAUACCAAUUAUUGCAAAAUCAGAUACUUUAACUGAUGAAGAAAUUCAACAAUUUAAAAAUUCAAUUUUAUUAGAUAUUCAACAUCAAGGUAUACAAAUUUUUAAACCAAGUAGUUAUAAUGAUGAUGAAGAAACUAUCACAAAUACUAAAAAUUUAAUUAGUGCUUUCCCAUUUGCAGUUAUUGGAUCAACAAAAUCAGUCAAAGUUGCUGAUGGUGUAUUUGUUAGAGGUAGACAAUAUCCAUGGGGUAUAAUUGAAGUUGAUAAUGCAGAUCAUAAUGAUUUUGUUAAAUUAAGGGAAUUACUUAUUAGAAACUUUUUAGAAGAAUUAAGAGAAACUACCUCAAAUAAUUUGUAUGAAAAUUAUAGAACUGAAAAAUUGAAAAAAAUGGGAAUUGAUCAAGAUAAUUCAGUUUUUAAAGAAUUUGAUCCAUUUGCAAGACAAGAAGAAGAAAGACAAUUACAUGAAGCAAAAUUAUCUAAAAUGGAAGCUGAAAUGAAAUCUGUAUUUCAACAAAAAGUAAGUGAAAAAGAGAAAAAAUUACAAAGAUCAGAAGCUGAUUUAUUUGCAAGACAUAAAGAAAUGAAAGAUAAAUUAACAAAACAAAUUAAAUUAUUAGAAGAAAAAAAAUUACAAUUGGAAAAACAAAAGUUAUUACCACAAGAACCUGCAACUACAACUCAAACAACUCAAAAAAGUAGAAAAGGUUUCUUAAGAUAA